UCUACAAAGAAUAUUAUUCACCACACUAUUCUGCAACAUUGCUUCUUAGAAGUUGCGCGACAAUAUGGCUAGUAGUAGAGGUAAUUCUCUUUCUUUGAGUCUUGGAAAAAUUGUCUAAUUAAUUAAACUCAACAGUUUCCGUCGCGAGUGACGAUGAUACCACUAUCAAAGUCGCGCCCAAGAGAGAACGAAGAGGUGUGGAUAAGUUAUUGGGAAAUAUCAAAUUAAAGAAACAACCUCCGAAACAUAAUAAACCUGGUAAUUGGAGAGAAGGAAGUAUUAUAGAUGGUGACUCUCCGCAGAAGUUCUAACUCAACUUAUAGGAUGAGUGGCUAAUUAGGCUACAUAGUCGAUGAGAAGAAGAAAGGAACCGAUACACCCAGUACGACGAUUUCGAGUCCAGGUCCAGUGGUUAAUAUGUUGGAUGAUUCUGCGCUUGAAACUUUUGCGACAGGAAGACCAUUGGAAGAUUCCCCUGAUUUGCAGGUUUGCAAACAUUGCAAGAAGAGUGUAUUGAAGUCCGCGACGGAAAAGCAUGUCAAAGCAUGUUUAAAUGCGAAGAGAUUGAAAUUGUUGAAGAAGAAAGAAGCGAAAGAAGCUAGAGACAAGGUGAAAAAGAAAUUAUCGAGUAAAGGUGUGGAUGGGGAUGGAGAUACUAAGAUGGGGAGUGACGAUGAUGACGAUGAUGAUGAGAAAGCUCCAGGUGGUUUUAAGAGUUCGAAAAAGGGUGCUGGGAAAAAUAAUGGAGACGCGAAAGGCAAGAAGAGAAAGGCGGAUGGUGAAGGAGAGAAGGGUCCGAAGCAGAAGAAGAAAAAGGAAGAGCCGAAACCAAAGGCUCCAAAACCAAAAGGUAUGCAUUUUUGUUUUUUAACUGUCCGGGUUUUCUCUUAUAUUUACGGCGGGGUAAGGGUGGGAGGAGGGAGGUAGAUGGUGGAAGCUUGGAGAGGGUGAACAACUAGCCGUACUCUAAGAGGGCUUCACUAUUUAUCUUGAGUGUUUUCCUAUGAUUCUUCCAGAUACUCACCCUAUAUUUACAUCUGUUUUGUCUACCACGAUAUUCAAUCAUGGAGACCAGAAUAUCAACAAGAUUACAUCAAAAAGCGCUUUUAGCUAACAAUUUAACUCUAUCUAAAGGUCCUGUCGAUGUAGAACGACAAUGUGGAGUCCUCAAAGAUGGAGUCCCAUGCGCUCGCUCUUUAACGUGCAAAUCUCAUUCUAUGGGAGCUAAAAGAGCUGUUCCUGGUCGUACUUUACCUUAUGAUAUGCUUCUUUCUCAAUAUCAAAAGAAAAAUCAAGCCAAACAACAAAGUAUGUUAUUCCUUUUCUUACUUCCAAUUUUGUUAUUUCUACUUCCCCUCUUUCCUCCUAAAAAGCUCAACCUCUAACUCCAAAAACAGAAGCAGCUAUUGAUGCCAAUGCACCUCUCGAAGAUGAAGAUCUCCUUAAUGGACCUAUCGAUUCAGAUGAAGAACUUCUCGCCGUCCAAUCUGGUCUCGCAAAUUGGAAUCCACAACCAUUAGUUCCACCACUUAUUCAAUAUCCAAUUCAAUAUCGUUACAGAGAUGAGAGAUUAUGGGAACAAUUACAUAAUGCUACAAAUGGAUUUACAUUGAAUAUUUGUAAAGUUAAAGGAUUAGGAGCUCAAAAAGCGGGAAUAGAAAAUGGAGAGAAUGAUGGAGAUGAAAUCAUGGGAGGAAUGGGCGAUGGUACAAAUGGAAAUGGAAGUUCUGAAAUGGGAUUAGGAAUUGUGGGACCAGCUGUUAGAAGACCAAGUGGAUUUGUACUACAGGGUGUUCCACAGAGAAAACAAAGUAUGGCAGGACGUGCUUAAAGUCUCUAUCUAGACUGAAGGUGUUUAAUAAUUGCUUCGACGUCGGAUUGAUUGUUCAAGAUGAGAGGGAACAUACUAUAGAUUCUCUACAUGCGGGGUUCUAGGCACACUUUUUGAUUAAGGCGUAUGGUAUGGUAUGGUGUGGUAUGGUAUGAUAUGUAGGAGCUGGAUUGGGUUGGCUUGUUUGGAUCACCUUUCUAGCGAUGUUAUCUUUAUGUUUAUGGGAAUGGGAAUGAUGCAUGCAAGUUUUGCAUCGUGGGUACAUACAUAAGUACAUAAUACAAGUACAGGGCGUUGU
Sclerotinia trifoliorum is the source of this 2129-nucleotide messenger RNA. The record is from the annotation of a GenBank genome assembly. NCBI's taxonomy places the organism in Eukaryota, Fungi, Ascomycota, Leotiomycetes, Helotiales, Sclerotiniaceae.